AUGUCGAUAAUUGGUAAAGAUGGGGAUAAGCGCAACAUUCCAGUGGCACUCGCAGGAAUCCACCUUGACGACCGCGCCACAUUUACCGACAAAGGCAAGCAGUUAGGAGCUCAGCUGUACUUGGCUCACCUGUACUUGGCUCAAUGGGGGUUUAAGCUGCAGCUCAAGUUUUACUCUGUUCAUUUGCGCUUCAACAUUAUGGACAAGUUCAAGCCCAUGAAUUUGAGCGAAACCCAGACACGUAUCCUGAGUCAAUCACUAAGCGGGUCGGGGACAAGACAGUACACGAAAUUGUUUGGAGUUAUCUCCACAACCUACAUCCUACGAGCUGGAGCGUGA
This is a messenger RNA of Phytophthora nicotianae INRA-310, 339 nucleotides long. RefSeq lists its product as hypothetical. NCBI's taxonomy places the organism in Eukaryota, Oomycota, Peronosporomycetes, Peronosporales, Peronosporaceae. The transcript is spliced from 3 exons. The record is from RefSeq and is a predicted model, not a curated record. The coding region runs from base 1 to 339 and encodes 112 amino acids.